AAACUUCACCAACACCCCAAAUUUCUCAACCAUCCAAAAAAAUCUCAGCUGCUGCUGUUGCCACUGCCAAUAUUCACCUUUCCAUCACAAUCCUUCUCAGCAGAUUCCCAAAUUCCCCCUUUCUCUUCAAGCCAAGAAUCUUAAAGAUUCUCCAUAAAAAAAAACUUAGUUAGAACUUUAUUAUUAUACAUAUGAUGCCAUUGUUCUGUUUCUUUUCUCUUCAUACCCCUCCCCUUUCUCAUUCUCCUUACUUUGUCCUUUUCAUUUUUAAGCCACCCUUUUCAAAUCUUGAAAAAUUUCAAAGAUUUUUAGCAUCCUAAUGUCUUCUUCAAGUGUCAAUCAUAUAUCUCAACCUUGCAUAUAUGGUCACUUUGUUUCUAAGACUACUGAGAGAAAGUCAAGGUUAAUGAAAUGGCUGAGUAAACUUUUCAAGGGUGGAUCAAGUAAUAGGGGACAGCAACCACAGUUUCUUGGAGAUGAAAAUAUGGUUUGGAGAGCUCCAGCAAGAUCAAUGGACGAUAACUCUAGGACCAGUAAGGAGAAGGAGGAACUAGAUCAUGCAAUUGCCCUCUCUCUUGCUGAAGAUUUGAAGAAACCAAAAGGAUACAGAUGGAGAACUGACCAAGAUGAAGAUCUAGCAAGAUCACUUCAAGAUAAUUCGAAUUCAUCUUCAUAUCCUCCGAAGUAUGCUCCUUCAUAUGCUCCUUGGGAAUAUAAUCCCAAUAGUUACAGAAAAUGUAGUGGCUGCUAUAAGGAUAUCGUCUCUGGCAAUUAUUUGGGAUGCAUGGGAACUUUCUUUCAUCCAGAAUGUUUUCUUUGUCGUGCUUGUGGUGUUCCAAUUACUGAAUACGAGUUUUCUUUGUCAGGGAACAAUACAUAUCAUAAGUCAUGCUUCAAGGAAAUGACUCAUCCCAAAUGUGAAGUCUGCCAUCAAUUUAUCCCAACAAAUGGAGCUGGUUUGAUAGAGUACAGAAGCCACCCAUUUUGGUCUCAGAAAUAUUGCCCUGCACAUGAAAAUGAUGACACCAAAAGGUGCUGUAGUUGUGAACGUCUGGAGUCACGGAAUGCAAGAUAUAUGUCACUCGGAGAUGGUCGGAGCUUAUGCUUAGAGUGCAUGGAAUCUGCAAUCAUGGAUACCGGGGACUGCCAGCCACUUUACCAUUCCAUCCGAGACUAUUAUGAAGGCAUGAACAUGAAAAUAGAUCAGCAAGUUCCUAUGCUUCUUGUUGAAAGACAUGCCCUUAAUGAGGCCAUUGAAGGGGAGAAGCAUGGUCUCCAUCAUAUGCCUGAAACAAGAGGUCUCUGCCUAUCAGAAGAGCAGACAGUCACCAGUAUUCUUAAAAGGCCCAGAAUAGGUGGUCGUGGACUUGUAGGAAUCAGAACACAUCCUCAGAAGCUAAUUAGAAAAUGUGAAGUUACAGCUAUCCUAGUAAUAUUCGGCCUCCCAAGAUUACUUACUGGUGCCAUUCUAGCUCAUGAACUGAUGCAUGCUUGGUUACGUCUAAAAGGAUACCGUAAUCUCAGCCCUGAGGUAGAGGAAGGAAUCUGCCAAGUGCUUUCCCAUAUGUGGCUUGAAUCAGAGGUAAUGCCUGGAUCUAGAAAUAUGCCAUCCACAUCAACUGCUUCGUCCUCGUCUACAUGGUCAUCGUCCAAGAAAGGCGGAAAAUCUCGAGUGGAGAGUAAGCUGGGUGAGUUUUUCAUGCACCAGAUUGCCCAUGAUGCUUCUCCAGCAUAUGGUGGAGGAUUUAGAGCUGCUUAUGCAGCCGUGAAUAAGUAUGGUUUACGAAGUACAUUGGAUCACAUUCGCUUGACAGGAAGUUUUCCUUUGUGAUACGUUCAUCGCGACCUCUUUGACCUCGUAUGCUCGAAGACUAUUUUCUCUCCUGUGUGCCCAAGUUAGAGGUCAUUGAUGAAGAAAUGAGUUGAUCACGCAGAGCUGGUUUAGCUACCCCUAUUUUUUCCGGGGUCCUACUGGGGAUACUGAUGGAAUACGACUUGAAUCCUACAAAUAAGUCCAUAUUUUGCCAUUAAAUUGAAAUAUAGAAAUUGUGUCUUGUAUUAGAGACUUAUCAUUUUAAAUGCAAUAAAGAUCAGAUAUUUGAAUGA
Molecule: messenger RNA, 2106 nt
Organism: Capsicum annuum
Lineage: Eukaryota; Viridiplantae; Streptophyta; Magnoliopsida; Solanales; Solanaceae
Product: protein DA1-related 2
Exons: 12
Coding region: 320-1831 (503 amino acids)
Molecular function (GO): ubiquitin binding
Source: RefSeq, a predicted model, not a curated record